AUGCAGGUGUCAGCAUGGGCAUUCAUCAAGGGCCAGUGGACGAGGGUCCCGCCUGUGGAAAAGGGAGAUUUGACAGGGAAGACGGUCGUUGUGAUUGGCGCGAACACGGGCAUAGGAUACGAGACUGCGAAGCAUUUCGCGACGAUGAAUCCCGCUAGGUUGAUCAUGGGUUGUCGAAACGAGGCAAAGGGGACCACGGCCUUGGCGAACCUCCAACAGAGCACAGGAUUCGACAGAGCCGAGCUUUGGCUGAUCGACCUUUGUGAUUUUGAUUCCGUCAAAGCUUUCGCGGACAAGUUCGAGAAAGAAGUUGAGCGGCUCGACAUCCUGGUCGCAAAUGCCGGCGUCGUGUCCAUGAAGUACGAACUGACCCAAGACGAAUGGGAGACCUCACUUCAAGUUAAUCAUCUAGCCCCGACCCUCCUUAUCAUCCUCCUACUCCCGAAAUUGUUCAAAGCAGCCGAAAUUUCUGCGUCCGAGCCACGCAUCGUAAUCGUCGCCAGUGAACUCCAUCAGGACGGCAAAAUCCCUGACAGGCUCUAUCAAGUACCCUCCGCGCUCGAAGCAUUGAAUAGCAAAGAAUUUUGCCAACCCUAUGAUCAUCUGGAGAAAUACAAGUUAGCUAAACUGCUAAACGUUCUCCUCACAUUGGCUUUGACGGACCACCUUCCAUCAUCUCGUCCCACAAUUAUCGUGAAUGCCAUAAAUCCUGGAUUCUGCUACUCUGAGAUUCGUCGUGGAAUGCGCAGUGUCUUUAUGUGGCUGUUCGAGAAGCUGAUUGCUAGGACAGCGGAAGAGGGAGCGCGGCAAGUGAUAUGGGGCUCAGUAGUUACUCCGCCUGAGUCUAAAGGAGGGCUAGAUUCCCUGAAAGGCGCGUAUGUGAGCCUGGCCCACAUCAUGGAGCCAGGCGACUUCGUCAUCUCAGAGCAAGGGAAGGAAUUUCGCAAGAUCCUUUGGAACGAUACUGUGAAAAUUCUGUCCAAGGUGGACCCGCGGGUUCAGACCACGGUUGAGCAGUAUCUGCAGAAGUAG
Molecule: messenger RNA, 1032 nt
Organism: Pleurotus ostreatus (oyster mushroom)
Lineage: Eukaryota; Fungi; Basidiomycota; Agaricomycetes; Agaricales; Pleurotaceae
Exons: 6
Coding region: 1-1032 (343 amino acids)
Source: RefSeq, a predicted model, not a curated record